GUCAAUGGGGAUAUUAUUGAUUGAUGAUCACACACUACUAUGGCUUAGACUGACAGAGCCUGUUUGGCUAUUCUGAUGGGAAACAUGUGAGACAUUUUCUAUAUCAAUGGAGAGGCCAAAGGUGAAAGAGGAGAAAGAAAAGGCUGGGAAAACGGUUCGGUUCAGGGUAGCUUCUGCCAACAGCGGCCGGGUCCUGACGGAGGUGUUCAAGGAUGAAACACUCUGGAGCAGCUCAGUGUCGGACUCGGUGGACUCUGACAACACCAGCAGCCCGGAGACAGAACAGGGGAGCUCACCACCCACCAGUGAGGCCAACAGCCACCUGAACGGUCUUGUGGUGGUGGGAUCUGCGCAGGAGGAGAACGGCGCUGAACCUGAUGACCUGCUUCUUUACGCCAGUGCCAAGAGAGAUAUGCUCUUCAGCAACAAGCGGAUCAAUAUCUGCAGCAAGAAUGGGACCAUACGAGGAGUGAGGAACAAAGUGAGCGCAGGCCAAGUUCUCUUCAACAACCUCUCCAACAUGUACUCAGGUUCCCUUCGUCAUCAGAAAAGGAGACCUUGGGAAAAGGAGUGAACAGUUUGGAAGAAGCAGUUUCACAUCAUUUUGAGCAACAAGAAGAAACCGUGUUGCUGAAGAUUUUGUUGCAUUUGGUCCAAACUAGACCUCAUUACUUCAGUUAUACAGCUUUAUUAUAUCUGGUUCAUUCUAAUCUUUCUUUAUCACAAAUUGUUAUUUAAAGGACUAACCAAACAAACUACGAAAGUUACUUUACUGGACCUUCUAAGACUCUGAAUUACUGAUUAUGAUCUUACAUUUUUUUAGACAUUGUAUACAUGUGCCCUGAAUUUCAUAUGAUUUUGAUAUUUGGUGGAGUGUGGUUCAUUGCAUUAAAGA
Molecule: messenger RNA, 895 nt
Organism: Labrus mixtus (cuckoo wrasse)
Lineage: Eukaryota; Metazoa; Chordata; Actinopteri; Labriformes; Labridae
Gene: grxcr1b
Product: glutaredoxin and cysteine rich domain containing 1 b
Exons: 2
Coding region: 107-574 (155 amino acids)
Biological process (GO): sensory perception of sound
Source: RefSeq, a predicted model, not a curated record